GACUGACUACAUGACUACAAACUGACUAUUGUGAAUUUUCGCAAUUCACCACAAUACUGCAAAGUUUAAAGACACUUUGCACUAAAAAUUACAAGAGGCCUCUGAUCUCUUGUCAUUAAUUGACGAGAAGCGAAUAUUUACGAGAAUGUAUUCCAAUAACGUAUCAAAUGUGAUCUGACGGAAGCGCGUUCAAGCAGGCAUUAAGUCUUGUUGUCAUAAUUAACCACAAUAUCCAUCGCAGAACGUCUUUUGUGACAGGUUUAUAAAGGAAAUUAUUAUACGUGUUGAGAACCUUAUAUUGCUCUGACAGGCAGGCAGUGUCUGGAGUGGUACAAUAUAACCAAGAAGUUUCAAUCAUAAACAAUAAUCAUUCCACGGAGAGCCAGCCGUGAUUCAAUAUCAUGUCCGCUGAAGAAACUAUCAAUUACUCGAAAUCAUUUUCUUGCGAGGAAGUGUUAGCGCAAGCGAAAUGGUAUCAUGACGAUCUUCAGAAAGGAGGCUGGCGUGAAAUAUACAAGGAGGAAGGUAAAGCAACAUUUUGGUUAAAAAACUUUCCCAACGAAGAAAUAAGGACAAAGGUUUUGGUGAAAUAUCAACUGCCCUUGACCAUUCAACAAUUCAUCGAGAUCUCGAAUCCUAAGAAUAUGGAAUUUCGCGCUCAGUGGGACAAGGGGUUCGUCGGCAAUGAAAUAUUGGAGGAAUAUCCCGAUGGUGGGGGGUAUUUGGUGUCUAACAGAGUGGAAAUGCCAUGGCCUUUUUGGGAUCGAGAGUUUGUGCUGUUCACAACCCCAGCUAUAGAAGUGGAGUGGUAUGAUAAACAAGCGUAUCUCAUUCCGUAUAUCAACGCUUCACACAAGUCAAAACCAGCAAACGAAGGGCCAUAUGUAAGAGCGACAAACGGCGGUCAGUUUGUAAUUGCAACGGCAAACGAGAGCGAUCCUGAUCACAGCUGUACCAUAUUUGGUUUAUCACACAAUCUCUACAAUGGCAAUAUGCCUUCAAGAGGUAUAACAUGGCUUAUCGCUCGCGCCGUGCCCAAAGGCUUUCUCAAGUUCUAUGACAGUAUGGUCGAAGGAUAUAAAAGUUUUUUUGCUGAUAAGUCAUAAAUAUAUACGAAUGCAUCGUUUAAUAAUUUCAUGCUUUAGCGAAAGGAAUGUAUACCACUUGAUUUUUUAAACUGUACUUAUACAUAGUGUGCUCAUUUUGCAAAGGUAGUCAUCACAAACUUUCACGAUAUUAAAAUUAGCCAUGUCAAAGCAUAAUUAAAUCUUAG
Messenger RNA from Dendronephthya gigantea, 1273 nucleotides. RefSeq lists its product as uncharacterized. The coding region runs from base 402 to 1106 and encodes 234 amino acids. Gene Ontology annotation, molecular function: lipid binding. NCBI's taxonomy places the organism in Eukaryota, Metazoa, Cnidaria, Anthozoa, Malacalcyonacea, Nephtheidae. The transcript has a single exon. The record is from RefSeq and is a predicted model, not a curated record.